CACCACCAAAAAAAAAAAAAAAAAUCAUAAUCUCCUUCAAGACCAGCUUUAGGCCCCCAUGUAUUCCAUGAAGUGCCCCUGGGUACUCUGGCCCUCCUUAACAUCCACACACUUCCUUAAUUAUUGAAUGCAAGCCAGCCUUGUCUCUCCAGCCUAGCAGAGGGCUCUGUGCGGGGAAGAAGCUUGUGGUCCUGAAACCCCAGAGCCAUGCUGGGCGCCAAUGUGCUCUGUGAAUGUGGAUGGUUAGCCUGGAGUCGGUGAACUUCAGCAAGUGCAUAAGCCCACUCAGGGAAGAUUGGGAGAUUUCUUGAAGAGGGAGUAAUUAGUCCCAAGAUUAAUCCAGAAUGUGUUCUGGGUAGGGUGGAGCUGAGCCUUGCCCCACCUUCCAUCCCAGGUGCUUGCCCCCAGCCACACCUGGCAGUGCAGUUGGCUUCUUAAAAGUGGCCCCAAGGCAAGGGAGGGGGCUGGCGAGAAGCAGGAGGAUGAGUGCAGAGCUUGGGCGGCAGCGGCGGCAGCAGCAGCAGCAGCAGCAGCAACAGCAACAGCAACAGCAACAACCCGGGGGCCGCAGGAGGUGGAGCUCUGGGGACAAAAAGUCCAAAAAACGUAGCCGGCGCAAAGAAACAUAUUCAAUGUAUAUCUACAAGGUGCUGAAGCAGGUGCACCCGGAUAUCGGCAUCUCUGCCAAGGCCAUGAGCAUCAUGAACUCCUUUGUGAACGAUAUUUUUGAGCGGCUGGCUGGUGAAGCUGCCCGGCUGGCCCAGUACUCAGGCCGGACAACCCUGACUUCCCGGGAAGUCCAGACAGCCGUGCGUCUGCUGCUACCUGGGGAGCUGGCCAAGCAUGCUGUCUCAGAGGGCACCAAGGCUGUCACCAAGUACACCAGCUCCAAGUGACCAGGGCCUGCCAUAAAUAAAGG
This is a messenger RNA of Urocitellus parryii (Arctic ground squirrel), 919 nucleotides long. It is a transcript of the gene H2bk1, whose product is annotated as H2B.K variant histone 1. Lineage: Eukaryota; Metazoa; Chordata; Mammalia; Rodentia; Sciuridae. Gene Ontology annotation, cellular component: nucleosome. Gene Ontology annotation, molecular function: structural constituent of chromatin; DNA binding; protein heterodimerization activity. The record is from RefSeq and is a predicted model, not a curated record.